This is a messenger RNA of Podospora pseudocomata, 3511 nucleotides long. RefSeq lists its product as uncharacterized. The record is from RefSeq and is a predicted model, not a curated record. Gene Ontology annotation, molecular function: histone binding. NCBI's taxonomy places the organism in Eukaryota, Fungi, Ascomycota, Sordariomycetes, Sordariales, Podosporaceae. Gene Ontology annotation, cellular component: Set1C/COMPASS complex.
CUCGAACAGAACAGAGCAAAAGGAAAGGUAAAGGGACGCCCCCUUCCCGCCUCGUAUUUCUUCUGCUUCACCUCCCCUUCUCAGCCCUCACUCGCACCCUCACCCUCACCCUUACCCUCACCCUCACCUUCACCUCACUCACCCUUUGGUUUGAUGUGUAGCUAGUUAUGGUUGUGUGUGUCUCGUAGCCAUUCUUUGUUCCGUCAUCCAUCCCUUCUUUCCAAACGCCUCAGCUCGGGCAGCCCCAGCCGGACCCGUUCGAACUUGCGCGCGCGCGCGCCUCCCGUCGCCCUUAACAAUUCCCUGUUUCGGUUUCGGCUCUGCCGUCUCCUCCUGCCAACUUUCAGAUUGAAUUGCCGGUUAACGCUGACCACCAACCACCACCACCACUACCAACCACCAACUGGCGACCUUCCCCCCUGGCCUGGAACCUCCAAUCCUCUUCGGCCUCGACGACUUCAUUUUUCUUUCUCUUGACACUUCUCCCCCCGUUCGAACCUCCGAGCUCCUCCCGUCACCGCGGCGAUUUGAGUCGGGAUAUCCCGAGAAUCACACCUUUAGCGGUUAGCGCUUCCUGGCACCCGCGACUCGAACAUACCGCUGCCGUACUCGAAACUGCCCAAGUGUUCUUACGCCGCUCACUCUUUUUUUUUGUGUACCUGCAUUUCGUGAGGGUGUGGUGGAAGAGAAAAAAAAAUCAUUGCUUGGUCCCUGACAUCGCUGUCGUCUUUCUCUCGAGUCCCCAGCCUGACCCGCCAGGCCGUCUCAACACCACCUACCUCUUCAACUGGUAGUGUGCCUACACAUACGAAAUGUCCUACAAUCCACCAAUGAGUUUCUCCGAGAGGAGAGGGGCCGUCUUUAACGAGGAGUUGUCGCUGAAUACACAUCAUGGCAUCAAGAGCCUGGCGCAACCGCGUCCCAGAGGGCCACCAACACCGAGUAUGAGCACGCCCGCGGCAGACUUCGAUCAGGUUACCGGCUCUCCACCACCUCCACCCACGCCGGCGGCAUCCCCAGGACCAUCCAACUCGAGGCCGGAUUGGAAGAGCGCCGACGAAACCGAGGAGGCCUACCUUGCUACGAUUCGCCAGUACUUUGUCAAGUGCAACAGUGCUCAGAGGGGGCGGCUGCUGUCUGAUCUGCUGAACCUCUGCACCAGUCAACAGCUGAGCUUUGUACACCAGUUUGUCAGCCCGCUGCUGAAGAAGGAUCCAUUCACUACUCUCCCAGAUGAACUGUGUCUUAGAAUCCUCUCGUUCAUCGACGAUCCCAAGGUGCUUGUGCGCGCAUCGCAAGUGUCCCGAAGAUGGCGGGAUUUGCUGAGUGAUGACAUGACGUGGAAGAAUCUAUGCGUAAAGCACGAUUAUCAGCGUAGGAUGUCGGAAGUCCAGGCUAUGCGGGCAGAAUUCUACGGUCAUGCUCAGCGAGACGACGGUGCGGCCGCCGGGGACUGUUCCGGCGCGCUCACGUCCAACUCGCUACCCGCGUCGUUUGGAAGCAGCACCGGCGCGCGGCCGAGGCUCACGUCGUACAAGUCACACUUUAAGCAGAGAUAUCUGGUUGAUGUGGCUUGGAGGACGGGCGGGCGGAACAUCUCCAAGAAUCUCACCCAGGAUGGCGGCGUGGUCACGAGUCUGCAUUUGACCUCCAAGUACAUCAUUGUGGCUCUUGAUAAUGCCAGGAUCCACGUGUUUGAUACCGAAGGAAACGCGCUUCGCACCCUACAGGGCCAUGUGAUGGGUGUCUGGGCUAUGGUGCCCUGGGAUGAUAUCCUGGUCAGUGGUGGCUGUGACAGAGAGGUUCGGGUUUGGGACCUGACGACUGGAAACUGCCUGCAUACGCUUAGGGGUCACACCUCUACGGUCCGCUGUCUUAAGAUGUCAGAUGCCAACACGGCCAUUUCCGGAUCCAGAGACACGACCCUUCGGGUUUGGGAUAUCAGAAACGGCACACUGAUCAAGCUGCUUGUCGGCCACCAGGCCAGCGUCCGGUGUUUGGAGAUCAAGGGUGACAUCGUGGUGUCUGGCAGUUAUGAUACCACCGCCAAGGUGUGGAGUAUUUCCGAAGGUCGCUGCCUUCACACGCUUUCGGGGCAUUACAGCCAAAUCUAUGCAAUCGCCUUUGAUGGCUACCGGGUGGCGACUGGCAGUCUUGACACUAGUGUCAGGAUCUGGAAUGCGCAGACAGGUGAAUGUCAAGCUGUUCUCCAGGGCCACACCUCCCUCGUGGGUCAACUGCAAAUGCGUGGCGGCACACUCGUCACGGGCGGCAGUGAUGGCUCUGUGAGAGUAUGGUCGCUCGAGAGAUUCUGCCCUAUUCACCGGCUCGCCGCCCACGACAACAGCGUGACGAGCUUGCAAUUUGACGACACGAGGGUUGUCAGCGGAGGUAGCGACGGGCGAGUCAAGGUCUGGGAUCUCAAGACUGGCCAGCUGGUUCGCGAGCUUAUCACGCAGGGCGAGGCUGUGUGGAGGGUUGCGUUUGAGGAUGAGAAGUGCGUCGCGAUGGCGCUGAAGAAUAGCCGGACCGUCAUGGAGGUUUGGAACUUCUCGCCACCAGAAGAAAUGCUCAACGACCGCCCUGUUAUCCCACUGAAGAGAACCCUCGACGCCCCAGCACCAGACGGCAGCAGACCACUCAGCGCCUUUGCUCUGGACUACCGGGGUGCUGGAAGCAGUAGUAGCGGCAAUGGAAUGCUUGACGUCGAUAUGCCCGACGCAGGACCAUCCACCGCGCCACUUCAACAGAGCGGUGGCAUGUUUUUCCGGGAUCCAUGAAUACGAGAUGAUUCUCAACGCUAUGGUACAUACACACAUACACUUAUGAUGUGAAGUGAGAAAGGGGGGUUAUCAUUGUUGGCGUCAUCCGCUGAUUUGCUUAUUUUCUUUUUUGGCUGGUUAUUAUUUUUGCGCAUACCCCCAUUCUUGUUGGUUUAUUUAUCUUUUGGGUCUCAACGGCAACAUGAUCGUUCUGUAUCGAAUUGGGGGAGGUGGUUGGUUGUAUGGAAACGAAGGGUAUCGACUGGAUGGAGUUUUUUUGUUAUGUUUGUUGUAUGUUGGUUAUUAGGAAACUGGAGGGAGGAAAUAUGUGAUAGCGCAUUGUUAUGGCGUUGUUUUUUUGUUACACACUUAUUUCUCUCUCAUCUUCAGGCUUUCUUUUUUGGACGGUGCUGUCAACUCUGUAUAGAAGACAGCUGAAUAAAUAUGAGAGCAGUGGUUUUGUUAUCAAACAUGAAUGAGAGAUGACGGUGGUGGUGGUGUAAAGUGGAGGGGGUUUGAGGGGGAUGAGUGUGGGGUGAGCUCAGUGAGUGGAUUCCGUUGCUGAUAUCAUUUGCAUUGGGCGUCGGGGGGGUGUAUCGGUGUCUUAUCAGAUCGGUCGGGUCGGGUCGGAUGGGCCGGAGAGCGAUGCGGUGCGGCGGUGUUUUGUGUCCAAGUACGGAGUAAGACUUUUAUCAACCCGUGUAUAGACGAGAAAGAGAGAGAGAGUAAAAGAUAUAUUCUCGUCUUUU